Messenger RNA from Aspergillus pseudonomiae, 2418 nucleotides. RefSeq names its product heterokaryon incompatibility protein-domain-containing protein. The transcript has a single exon. Gene Ontology annotation, molecular function: protein binding. Lineage: Eukaryota; Fungi; Ascomycota; Eurotiomycetes; Eurotiales; Aspergillaceae. The record is from RefSeq and is a predicted model, not a curated record. The coding region runs from base 1 to 2418 and encodes 805 amino acids.
AUGAAAGUCCAAACAUUUGAAUAUGAGCCGCUUCCUACUCCAACGUCAAUUCGGGUGGUCACGCUACUCCACGGCGAGUCCGACAUUACCGUGUUUGGAGUCCCCCUGACCCCAUUAUCUAUACAAGUCGUCGACCUCAAGGACAACCCGCGCUUCCAAGCUUUGUCAUAUACCUGGGGAUCACCCUUUCCUCCAGACCUACAGAGGUCCAAGGACUAUAGUCCAAAGAAUAAAUUCCCGGUCGCGAUCAACGGAGAGAUCUUCUUCUUGACGAGGAAUCUCUUCGAAUUCCUGCAGCGUCUGAAGACUCAGGAACUAUACAUAGAUCGGCGUACCAAGCCAUAUAACAAGACUCGUCUCAUCGAGGCAGCUGAGGCUGGCAGUGUCAACGAUGUCUACUUUUGGAUGGCCCGAGGCGCCGACCUGGCCGCGCAAGACAAGUUUGGAGAGACGGCUCUGCAUUACGCCGCAGAGAAUGGCUAUUUGGAGGUCGUCAAGAUACUUGUAGAGGCUGGUUCGGACCUGUACCGACGGGACUCCACAGGGCGGACCCCUCUCGAUUGUGCUAGAAUGCGGAAACGCCGCAGAUAUGCAGAGAUUAUCGAAUACUUGGAGCGACCCGAUAUCAACCACAUAGUCGGGAGUAAACCACGGCCACUCUCUCCGAUAGACAAUCAGCAGUUCUGGAUUGACGCAAUUUGCAUCAAUCAAGAUGAUAUCGCAGAGCGUAAUGCGCAAGUAGCCAUUAUGUCUAUGAUCUAUACAAAGGCCUCCGGGGUAUUCGUCUGGCUGGGCGUGGAUGAUGAGAGUACUAUGCGUGCCUUUGAGGCCACGCACCUUCCGUCUCAAGAAGGCAUUGGCAUGUGGUACAAUGAUGUAUUGCAAAACCAUGUCAUGGAGGACCCAGAAACGCGCGUCGCCAAGCAGGGGUCAAACGAGACCUCCCUGAAAUACCAGGCCGUCGUGAAUCUGUUUCGACGAACGUGGUUUCAGCGCGUGUGGAUCAUUCAAGAGAUAGCGUUGGCCAACCAGAUUCGAAUCUUCUGCGGCGGUAUCGAGUUCGAAUAUCACAAGUUAUUCAUCCUGUUUCACAACCCGAAUUUCGUUUCUCGUUUCACCAGCCGGUCUUUGGCCCAAGCCCUGGAGUUAGCCCGGUGGAGGGGAAUCGGAGGAAGUGAAGUGAGUACGUUGACUGACAUUCGACUCCGGACGUCAAAACACGUCUUUGAACGAACUGUGAUGGUUGAGUAUGUAAAAAAGAAUGGUAUCUCGCUGGUUCCCACUUGGGAGCACAAACUGAGUCUUUCGCUAUUAGCGAGUAAAGUUUGGCCAUUUCGAGCGACUGAUCCGAGAGACAAAGUCUUUGCAUUACUUGGUUUGUCCCGGCUAUCUGAUGGCCCUCAAAGGAGGAUAAUCGCCGAUUACACCAAGUCCACAUCCGAAGUAUUCAUCCACUUCGCCAAGAUAUUCAUGCAGGGAGCUUCCGAUGAGCCACUCCAGACGUGGCACACUGGGGAGUGUGAGGUGUUUGAAUGUCUCGAAGGCCUCUCGUUUGUACAGGAGAGUCCAGAUGUCUCUCGCAGGUUCGAUGGUCAGGCAUUGCCAUCGUGGGUCCCCAACUUCACUGCUCCGCUUAUAACCACACGUCUAUGGUCACCACGCUUCCGUGCAGGUGUUUACCCCGAUAGCUCUGCUGCAAUUCUGCCCCAUCAUGACCCCCAGACACUGCGGCUGAAUGGUGCCUUCCACGACGAAAUAGUCAGUGUGGAACCGCAAAUUGGCACAUUAACAGCUACAUCCUUUCGCCCACCAAACUGGCUAGGGCUAAUCUCAUCCAUGGACAAGACUUAUCUCCCAACAGGACAGAAUCGUGUUGAAGCACUUUGGCGGACCCUGAUGACCAACAAACUGUCGUCGACCUCAGACGAUCCGGUCCACAAUGCCCGGUCCUCGUUUCGCUUUUUCAUGCAAAAGGCCCUGUGGAGCCUUACGCAUCAAUCGGAUGAAGAGACCAUCACGAACCUCAAGCUCGUCCGCGAAACCGAUGAGAAUAACACACUACCGACUUGGGAGGAAAUACAGCAAUACGGGGCAAAGGACGAAGUGGGAGAGCCUCGCGGAAUGGUGAGGAUCGACGACCAUGACUUUGAUCAAACAUUUGUCCAUUUCUAUCGUGGCCGGUUACUUUAUCGAACGAAACGGGGGUACAUUGGGCUUGGCCCGUGGUCGGUGCAGGCUGGGGAUGAGGUAUGGGUGAUUGCCGGGGCACGAACGCCGUUUGUUCUGAGGAAGUCGUUAAUCGACAAUUCUUCGGAUACUGAAAGACGGAGUUUGAUUGGCGAGACAUAUGUCCAUGGGAUUAUGGACGGAGAGUUGAUCUCUAGUGCCCAGGUGUUUAAGCCUGUCUCACUUGUAUAG